AUGGGUGGUCUCAGCAGAACCCCUUCCCGGCAAGAGUCCGUAAAGGAGGAGGCUGUGGUUGAGGUCAAACGCGAGGAGUCAGUGAAUGGUGAGCCAACUGAGGAGCCGCGCAACGCCCGCGUAGCCGCCAUCAAGCAUGAAGACUCUGCCAGUCCUUCAGACUCGCCAUUUUCCGAAGAUUUCCCACGCAAAACAUCCCGCUCCUCGUCCACCUCGACUGCGGCCGGCGACCGGGACAAUAUGAACGGUCGCGUCAGUGCCAAGAAGAAGCCUGAGGAGGUAGAUGCGAAUGGCCACACUUCACCCUCCACCUCACCUGUCAAGCCUGAACCAAAAGCAUCCUCGAAGCCCGCCAAAGCCGCCCGAGGAGCCGCCUCCAAACUCCCUCCCCGUAUCGCUCCUUUACUCAAUGACCUUCCUGACGCCACGGAAGAAGCGACCUCUACCUUCACCGUCAUCGAUAGCUGCACCUACCAAAAUAAAUACCUGGGUUUCAGUGAACAUGCGCUGGACUGUGACUGCUCGGAAGAAUGGGAUCCCACGACCAAGCAGAAUCUCGCAUGUGGCGAUGAUUCCGAUUGCAUCAACCGUGCCUGCAAGAUGGAAUGUGCCGACGAUUGUAGCUGUGGUCCUUCGUGCCAGAAUCAGCGGUUUCUCCGUCGCCUCUACGCCGAUGUGUCGGUCGUCAAGACGGAGAAAAAAGGUUAUGGUCUUCGUACUAAUGUCGAUCUUCGGCCGCACGAUUUCAUUUUCGAGUACAUUGGCGAGACUAUCCCCGAGGCUACUUUCCGCAAACGCAUGAUCCAAUACGACGAGGAAGGCAUCAAACAUUUCUAUUUCAUGUCCUUGAGUAAGGGUGAGUUCAUCGAUGCUACCAAGAGGGGCAACCUUGGCCGGUUCUGCAACCACUCUUGCAAUCCUAAUUGCUACGUUGACAAAUGGGUUGUGGGCGAGAAGCUUCGGAUGGGCAUUUUUGCCGAACGUUACAUCAAGGCUGGUGAAGAACUUGUCUUCAACUAUAAUGUCGACCGUUAUGGUGCCAACCCACAGCCUUGUUAUUGCGGCGAAGCCAACUGUACAGGAUUUAUUGGCGGCAAGACUCAAACGGAGCGAGCCACCAAGCUCUCUGCUGCCACCAUCGAAGCUCUUGGUAUCGAGGAUGGUGAUUCUUGGGAUACCAUGGUGGCCAGACGUCCUCGCAAAAAGAAGGCCACGGAAGAUGAUGAAGAAUACGUUGACAGCCUCGAAGCCAAGUCGCUGGACGCCGAUGGUGUUACCAAAGUCAUGGCCGCGCUCAUGCAAUGCAAGGAGAAAUGGAUCGCCGUCAAGCUCCUGCAGCGAAUACAACGUUGUGUUGAUGACCAGGCAUGGCACCGGGUGGUGAGAUUCCACGGAUACCAAAUAUUAAAUUCGCAGCUUGCCGCCUGGAGGGACGACGAAAACAUUGUCUUGCAAAUCUUGGAUAUACUGGAUCAGCUACCUAGGCUCACCAGGAACAAGAUUGUCGAUGCGAAAAUAGAACAGACGUUGCAGCCAUUGACAACACAUCCCGAUGAGAGAGUCGCAAAGCGUGCGUCAGCGUUGCUCGAUGCUUGGUCAAAGCUCGAGUUGGCUUACCGAAUACCUCGGAAGAAGAGGGAAAACACCUCAGCUCCCCUUAAAACAGAACCUACUCCCUUUGAAAGACGAGAAUCAGCCCAGGAACGCAAACGAUCCAGGUCUCGCUCACGCUCUCCCUCCCGAACUCCGCCCCGGGGUCCAUCGAAUGCGCCUUCUGGCCCCAAGUCGUCACAACGACCUGCCAAAUUCCUCGGCCGCGGACCCCCAUCGUUCAGCCGAAAUCCACCACCUCUGCCCCGUGGCUGGUUUGCAGCUCAGGACAAAGGGAGAACAUACUAUUAUUCGGCUAAUGGGCAAACAACCUGGUCGAGACCGACCAAGCCAGCCGACGAGCCGCCUCCACCACCGAAACAGCCAUCCGAACAGGAUGUUCUCAAGAGUAUCAUCGACAACAUCGUCACCUCUCGUGGCAAGGACACCAAGACAUCCACUCCCGACACUCCCGAGCCCACGAAGGUGAAGAAGGAGGAGAAAUGGAAAUCGUACGACGAAGAGAAGCAGAAAAAGCUGUAUGAAAAUACGCUUUUCCCACACAUCGCCCACGUAAUGAACAAAUACAAGCACAAGAUUCCACGCGACGAUCUCAAAAGAUUUGCCAAAGAAGUUGCCAAAAAGCUGGUGGCUUCGGACUACAAAGCUGGCAGGGUGAAAAAUCCCACGAAAAUCGAGGAGCGGCAACAGAAAAAGGUCAAGGAAUUCUGCAAGCAGUUCUUCGAAAAGGCCUACCAGAAGCACAAAAAGCACGAAAUGGAAAAGGCGGCCAGAGGCAAAGGGAAGAAGGCAUCUGCAAACAGCGAGGCUGUUGCGUCAUCGACAGAGUCACCUCACGUUGAGGAUGUAUCUCCUGAGGACGAAGCCGAGGACGUCAAAAUGUCGGAGGAUGAUGAAGAUGUUGAGGAGACAACUGGCGCAGAAACUCCCAUGGAGCCCAACGGCAGCGGAUCACUGAAACGAAAGCGUCUGGACGGUGACGACCCGUCGCCUCUGGGAGACGAAGAGGAAGGCGAACCAACGGGCUCACCAUUGAAGAGACUGAACCUUGACGUUGAGGUGCCACCUCCCCCGCCCCCUCCUCCUGCGCCACCGGUCGAAACACCACCGGGCAGUACACCGCGAGAUGGUGAAGCGGAAGGAGAGGGAGAGGGAGACGUGGAGAUGGAGACCGACAUUUAUUCGGACACCAAUUUCAAGAGCCAGAGUAUGGCGGAUGUCCUUGCUCAAGCGCAGGAAGAAGACGAGGGUGAUGGCCCAGGUGGAGGGGAAGGGGAAGGUGUAGGGGAAGGGGAAGGUGUAGGGGAAGGGGAAGGUGUAGGGGUAGGGGAAGCAAAUCAGGCGACAAAGGUUGGAAUUGGAGUUGACAUGGAAUUGGACAAUCCUCUGGUCGACGGACAGGAGUCUGAUGCCGUUUUGGCCAACGCAGACGCAAGCAGAGAGGGAGACCGGGACCGAUGA
Capronia coronata CBS 617.96 is the source of this 3072-nucleotide messenger RNA. RefSeq names its product histone-lysine N-methyltransferase SETD2. Gene Ontology annotation, cellular component: chromosome; chromatin; nucleus. Gene Ontology annotation, biological process: regulation of DNA-templated transcription. Gene Ontology annotation, molecular function: histone H3K36 methyltransferase activity; protein binding. The record is from RefSeq and is a predicted model, not a curated record. The transcript has 3 exons. Bases 1 to 3072 code for a protein of 1023 amino acids. NCBI's taxonomy places the organism in Eukaryota, Fungi, Ascomycota, Eurotiomycetes, Chaetothyriales, Herpotrichiellaceae.